AUGCUGUUCAAAGUCUCUACCUUCUUGGUCGCUGCAUUCGCAGUUCCGGCUCUUGUGGCUGGAGCUCCUAUUGCUUCCGGUGACAUUCACGCCACUGGCAACUCUGAAGCCAGCGCCAACACUGCGUACGUCCAUGGAAGCUACGGCUUUGACGAGAAGAAGCGUGACGAAGCCAGCGCCAACACUGCUUACGUGCAUGGAAGCUACGGCUUUGACGAGAAGAAGCGUGACGAAGCCAGCGCCAACACUGCGUACGUGCAUGGAAGCUACGGCUUUGACGAGAAGAAGCGUGACGAAGCCAGCGCCAACACUGCGUACGUCCAUGGCAGCUACGGCUUCGACGAGAAGAAGCGUGACGAGACCAGCGCCAACACCAAUUCCGCCUACGUGCAUGGCAGCUACGGCUUCGACGAGAAGAAGCGUGAUGAAGCCAGCGCCAACACUGCGUACGUUCAUGGCAGCUACGGCUUCGAUGAAAAGAAGCGUGACGAGACCAGCGCCAACACCAAUUCCGCCUACGUGCAUGGAAGCUACGGCUUUGACGAGAAGAAGCGUGACGAGGCCAGCGCCAACACUGCGUACGUUCAUGGCAGCUACGGCUUCGAUGAAAAGAAGCGUGACGAGGCCAGUGCCAACACCAAUUCCGCCUACGUGCAUGGAAGCUACGGCUUUGACGAGAAGAAGCGUGACGAGGCCAGCACCAACACUGCGUACGUUCAUGGCAGCUAUGGCUUCGACGAGAAGAAGCGUGAUGAAGCCAGCGCCAACACUGCUUACGUGCAUGGCAGCUACGGCUUCGACGAGAAGAAGCGUGACGAGGCCAGCACCAACACCAACUCCGCCUACGUCCAUGGAAGCUACGGCUUCGACGAGAAGAAGCGUGAUGAAGCCAGCGCCAACACUGCGUACGUUCAUGGAAGCUAUGGCUUCGACGAGAAGAAGCGUGAUGAAGCCAGCGCCAACACUGCUUACGUGCAUGGAAGCUACGGUUUUGACGAGUAG
Messenger RNA from Penicillium robsamsonii, 1002 nucleotides. RefSeq lists its product as uncharacterized. The transcript has a single exon. The coding region runs from base 1 to 1002 and encodes 333 amino acids. The record is from RefSeq and is a predicted model, not a curated record. Lineage: Eukaryota; Fungi; Ascomycota; Eurotiomycetes; Eurotiales; Aspergillaceae.